UUCCUGUCCAGUGAUCGUCGCUUGCAUCAUUUCUGGUCUCGGUGAAUAGGGCUGCAGCAUCCGCCAUGGUGGAACCAGUCUCAGAGUCCAUCAGCUUUCCUUCUGAGGAGGAGAAGGUUCUGCAGUUCUGGAGGGAAAAGGACUGCUUCCAGGAAUGUCUCAGACAGUCCAAGAAUAGACCCAAAUAUACUUUCUAUGAUGGUCCUCCCUUUGCCACGGGUCUGCCACAUUAUGGACACAUUCUAGCUGGCACCAUCAAAGAUAUUGUUACCCGUUUUGCCCACCAGAGCGGCUUCCACGUUGAUCGCCGCUUUGGCUGGGACUGUCAUGGCCUGCCUGUGGAAUAUGAGAUUGAUAAGACAUUGGGGCUCAAAGGGCCUGAAGAUGUGGCCAAGAUGGGCAUUGCUGAAUACAACAAACAGUGCAGAAACAUUGUCAUGCGAUACUCCAAUGAGUGGGAGGCUUCAGUGAAAAGGAUGGGUAGGUGGAUUGACUUCAACAAUGACUACAAGACACUCUACCCGUGGUUCAUGGAGACUAUCUGGUGGGUGUUCAAGCAGCUGUAUGACAAGGGUCUAGUGUACCGAGGUGUCAAAGUAAUGCCUUUCUCCACUGCCUGUAACACCCCACUUUCCAACUUCGAGGCCAACCAGAACUACAAGGAUGUUCAAGACCCAUCUGUGAUUGUUAACUUUCCAUUGAUUGAAGAUGAGAAUAUAGCUUUCAUUGCCUGGACAACCACACCAUGGACACUGCCAAGUAACAUGGCUCUCUGUGUCAACCCAGAGUUAUUGUAUGUCAAGGUCAAAGAUGAUACCACAGGGAAGACUUACAUUAUGAUGGAGGCCAGGCUGGGAUCUUUGUUUAAGACGGAGAGUGAAUACACCAUACUCGAUAGGUUUCCUGGUAAAACACUGAUGGGGAAAAAAUACAGGCCUCUUUUCCCAUACUUUGCUCAGUGUGGGGAGAAAGGAGCAUUCCAGGUGGUAAUGGAUAACUACGUAAAGGAGGAAGAGGGCACAGGAGUGGUCCAUCAAGCACCAUAUUUUGGAGCUGAUGAUUACAGAGUGUGCAUGGAAUACAACAUCAUCCAGAAGGACCAGGCUCCUGUCUGCCCUGUGGACGCCUCAGGCUGCUUCACUUCAGAGGUCACUGACUUUGCGGGACAGUAUGUCAAAGAUGCCGACAAGAAUAUCAUAAAGUGGCUGAAGGAGAAAGGUCGCCUUGUCAACAGCAGCACUUAUAAACACAACUACCCCUUCUGCUGGAGGUCCGACACGCCACUCAUCUACAAGGCAGUCCCCAGCUGGUUUGUCAGAGUUGAGCAUAUGGUGGAGAAACUAUUGGACAAUAACAGCAAAUGUUACUGGGUUCCAGAGUUUGUGCGUGAGAAGCGUUUUGGAAACUGGUUGAGAGAUGCACGGGACUGGGCAGUUUCAAGAAAUCGUUACUGGGGCACGCCAAUCCCUCUUUGGAUCAGUGAUGACUUUGAAGAGGUGGUGUGUAUAGGGUCCAUGGCAGAACUGGAGGAGCUGACUGGAGCCAAAGUAACUGAUCUGCAUCGGGAGAACAUUGAUGGCCUGACAAUUCCAUCACGAUGUGGUAAAGGUGUCCUGCGGAGGGUCACAGAGGUGUUUGACUGUUGGUUUGAGAGUGGCAGUAUGCCUUAUGCCCAGGUUCACUACCCGUUUGAAAACAGGAAGGAGUUUGAGGACUCUUUCCCAGCUGACUUCAUCGCUGAAGGCAUUGACCAGACCCGGGGAUGGUUCUAUACCUUGUUGGUGCUCUCCACAGCACUCUUUGGAAGGCCACCCUUCAAGAAUGUCAUUGUAAAUGGAUUGGUACUUGCCAGUGAUGGACAGAAGAUGAGCAAGCGCAAGAAGAACUACCCGGAUCCAGGACUAGUAGUCAAAAACUAUGGAGCUGAUGCCCUCAGGUUGUAUCUUAUCAACUCUCCAGUAGUCCGUGCAGAGAACCUGCGUUUCAAAGAAGAGGGUGUUCGUGAUGUGUUGAAGGAUGUCUUUCUGCCGUGGUACAAUGCUUAUCGCUUCUUGGUGCAGAAUGUGCAAAGGCUACAAAAGGAGGAAGAGAUUCAAUUCUUGUACAACGAGAGCAAAAUGAAGCAGAGUGACAACAUCAUGGACAAGUGGAUACAGUCCUUCACACAGUCUCUCAUCCAGUUCUUCAAGGCUGAGAUGGCUGCAUACCACCUGUAUACGGUAGUGCCUCGCCUCGUCAAGUUCGUAGACAUGCUCACCAACUGGUAUGUCAGGACCAACAGGCGCCGUCUGAAGGGAGAGAGCGGCACUGAGGACUGCCUGUGGGCGCUGGAAACGCUCUUCAGUGUUCUGUUCUCCAUGUGCAGGCUGAUGGCUCCUUUUACACCUUUUAUUACAGAGAUGAUGUACCAAAAUCUGCGCUACCUUAAUGACCCUGCCUCCAUUGAAGAGAAAGACACCAGUAGCAUCCACUAUCUCAUGCUGCCCCAAGUCAGAGAGAAUUUGAUUGACAAGCACAUUGAGAUGGCUGUCUCACAAAUGCAGUCGGUGAUUGAACUGGGCAGAGUGAUCAGAGACCGGAAAACUCUACCUGUCAAGUACCCAUUAAAGGAGGUGGUAGUUAUUCACCAAGAUCCCGAGGCUCUCAGAGACAUCCAGACCCUGCAGAAAUACAUCCUGGAAGAGCUCAACGUGCGCCAGUUGACGUUGUCAAGUGACAAGGACAAGUACGGCAUCCGUCUGAGAGCAGAGCCAGAUCACAUGGUGCUGGGAAAGAGACUAAAGGGAGCUUUCAAAGCCAUCACUGCUUCUAUCAAGGAGCUCACCAACGAACAGCUAGAAACCUUCCAGAAGACGGGAUCCAUAGUGGUGGAUGGCCAUGAGCUCCAUGAAGAUGAUCUAAGGCUGAUGUACACAUUUAACCAGAGCUCUGACUCAGCUGCUCAGUAUGAAGCCCAUUCUGAUGCCCAGGUCCUGAUGUUGUUGGAUGUCAGCCCCGACCAGUCCAUGGUGGAUGAAGGCGUUGCCAGAGAGGUCAUCAACCGCAUUCAGAAACUACGCAAGAAGGGACGUUUGGUGCCUUCAGAUGAAAUCACUGUGUAUUACCGGUGCUUGCCAGAAGGGGCAUACCUUGACUCUGUGAUUCAGGCACACACUGACUUCAUCCUGGCAACCAUCAAAGCUCCUCUUUCGCAGUACCCUGUCCCCAAGACUGCCACUGUCAUCAUAGAAGAAACGACUCAGUUGAAAGGCUCUGACUUGGAACUGACUAUAGUUAAGGGAACUUCAGCCCCUCUGCCUGCUCUGAAUGGACCUGCUUGCAUCUUUGUGAAUGUCAAAGUCAAGGUUGACAACAAUGAACAAGAAGGAGUAGUGCUGUUGGAGAACCCCAAAGGGGAUAACAGACUGGAUGUGGACAAGCUGAAGAAUGUGUGCAGCAGCAUCUUUGGAUUAAAUAACAAAGAGCUUCGAUUUUUUAUCAGUGAGAUCGAGUUGACCAACAAAACAGACCUUCAGGCUCUAAGUGGUGAAACGUUGACAGUAACAUCGGUAGGCUCCUCCUCCUCUCCCAGCCUCGCCCAGACUGACAACAACCUUUUGUGUCCUUAUGUCAACCUGCUACUUUGCAACGCACAGCCAUCUGAGUGCCAGACAGGAGAGGUGGGAACCCUCCUGCUGGUGAACCCAGUGGGUCAGAAUGGGCUGGACUAUCCAGGUCUGCUCUCAGAGGCUGCCAAGGUCUUCGGUCUCCGCAGCAGACGACUCAGACUUUACGUGGAUCGGGACCUUAGCCAGGAGUUGCCAGCUGACUCGUCAGUGAAAUCUCUCGACACCAAAACUCUAUAUGUGAGAGUUCUUCCCACCACUGCUGAAGCAUAAACCCAAAACGGCAACUUAAGAUGUGAGCUAUUGUCUCUGAAGCCUCCCAGGCUCUUUUCCUGCCACUAAAGUUGGAACAGCCCCAUUCAUGUACUGUAGUUUGAUGACAACCCUAAUGUGUGAUCUUCUAAGCUCAUUCAUUCAUUUUUUUUUUUUUUUUUUUUUUUUUUUACUGUUUAUCCGGGCCGCGGUUGCAGUGGCAACAAACCGAGCAACUCAGCCCACACUUCAAAGCUUCUUUUCUUGUUUCAAAUCCUGAUGCAAAGCCGGCUUAUCUGUCAAGUUCAAAACUGUUGAUUAAACAAGUCGCUAUCACCAAUGCCGCAAUUUUUUUUCAGCCUACUGGAGCCACAAAUUAUCCAAGAAGACUUUAAAUGUUGAUGUUUUAAUACAUUCCAAAAUGUAGUUGUUUAACCAAGACUUGCUGUUUGUACCCUGAUGGAACCCCUCCCCCGAUUACCUUCAGGUUGUCACUUUGUAUAAGUGACAGUCUUCAGUGGGAAUGCAAAACAAAACAAUCCAUCCACAGCUCAUCUGUCUUUGAGUUCUCACAUUCAUAUUUUGCUAUGCUUUAAUAAAAAUGCCAGUCUGUCUGUGAGUGUGUGAGCAUGUAGGCUAUUUUUAUCAAGACAUACAUUUGAGGUUCGCUUAGUCCAGACUAAUUACUGCUACUAUGGCUCAUAGUUGAGAAACCGGUUGGACCCUUUGCGCUUACAGAUAAUUUUGAAUUUAACAGAUAAACCGCUUGUGUUCAAUGCAUUGGGAACCCUUUAUCUGCAAUAACUGGGGUUUUCAAGCUGCUGUACCUUAAAGGAAAAAUGUGGGAUAAAGAGGUAAUGUACUGUACUGUUUUAAGGAACAAAUUUAAUAAAGAUAACUACAGUUUAA
Messenger RNA from Thalassophryne amazonica, 4766 nucleotides. It is a transcript of the gene iars1, whose product is annotated as isoleucyl-tRNA synthetase 1. The transcript is spliced from 34 exons. Lineage: Eukaryota; Metazoa; Chordata; Actinopteri; Batrachoidiformes; Batrachoididae. Gene Ontology annotation, biological process: isoleucyl-tRNA aminoacylation. The record is from RefSeq and is a predicted model, not a curated record. Bases 66 to 3878 code for a protein of 1270 amino acids. Gene Ontology annotation, molecular function: tRNA binding; ATP binding; isoleucine-tRNA ligase activity.